AUGACGAUUAGUGCUGACUCUCAGGCAAAGAAGAGCAAGAUGCUCGAUGGGCUCGAUAUCAAGGACAUCAUACAAGGUGAUGAGCAAGACGGCGCAGGAAACGGCGGCAGCAGACGCGUACACAGGCCGCGCGAUGGGAAUGGGCCGGACUACCGCAUACACAAACCCAUGGCGGCGGUAGGGUGGCUACAGGGACGGAUUCCGUCGGAUGUGGCGGAGUGGGGGCGGUGGAACGCACACGUAGAUUUUCCGGAUGGCACGAAGAACAAGGUGAGGAUACGAUACGACCCGCGCAAGCUGUACGACUUCCGGCGGGUGCUGCGGGCGUCGGCGGCGGAGACGGGGCCACCGCCGCACCUGGACUUUGAGAUCUACGAGACCGAGAAUCUGCUGAACAUGCUGGACAACGAGUCGUACCCGUACCGCGGGGCGAUUGCCAACAAGAAGGACUACUCGACCAGCAAGACGACGCCGACGCUGCGCGAUCGCCAGUUUUUUCAGAAGCUGCUGUUUCAGAGCGCGAACGCGGCGCGCACCAACGGGAACACGUUACUAUCUUUCACAGAGGAAGAGCCCAAAGGCAGGCCGAGCAAGGCCGAGCGGGCGCACAAGGUUUCGUACAUCUAUUUCAAUGACCACGAGAUCAAAACGUGGUAUACAGCGCCGUAUCCUGAAGAAUAUAGCAAAAACAGAAUUCUCUACAUUUGCGAUUCGUGUCUGAAGUACAUGAACUCGAAAUAUAUAUACUACCGACACAAGCUGAAAUGUUCGAUGAUGCACCCACCUGGCAAUGAAAUCUACAGGGAUGGCAAAAUCUCGAUAUGGGAGAUCGACGGCCGGGAACAGGUAAUAUAUUGCCAGAACUUGUGUUUACUUGCCAAGCUUUUCUUGAACUCCAAGACGCUUUACUAUGAUGUCGAGCCGUUUGUGUUUUACCUGCUAACGGAGAACGUUAAGACAGGCCAAGGCUUAAAAUUCAACGUCGUGGGGUACUUUUCAAAGGAGAAGUUGAACACAACCGAUUAUAACCUGAGUUGCAUUCUGGUGCUUCCGACGCACCAGCGGUUAGGUUAUGGCCAUCUAUUAAUGGACUUUUCGUACCUGCUAUCUCGAAGAGAGUUCAAAUGGGGCACCCCAGAGAAGCCGCUUAGCGAUCUCGGGCUGCUCUCAUACCGGAACUAUUGGAAGAUCAAGAUGGCACAAGUCCUGCGAAGCUUGAAACCGAUAAUAGCGAAGUCGACUUAUUUUUGCAUUUCUUUGGAGGAUAUCGCCAAUUUGACGGGGAUGACACCAACCGAUGUCAUAUUCGGUCUGGAACAGUUGGGGUGCUUCUACAGAUACUCAUCUAUUGACGGGAGAAAAUACGCCAUAAGAAUAGACAGCUGGGAUGAGAUAGAACAUAUUUACCAGCAAUGGGAAUCCAAGGCAUACAUCACUUUGGACCCAGAUAAGCUGAUCUGGCGCCCGCUAAUCUUCGGACCCUCCUGUGGGAUAAACGCUGUAGGAACCAUGGUGGAAACUAGCACAGGCGCACACAGAAAUACUGGUGCUGUGGGCUCCAGUCAAGGGACCGAUUUAUUCAAGAACAGUAUAUCUGUUUUGGUUAACUUUAUGCAUGAUGAUAUUUCAGAUUCCAGGACCAUGGAAAAAAUGGCAUGGGACAAAAUUGUAGCACAACAGAAGAAUGCGCGUGAGGUCCAGAAGGAUGCAACAGAUCCUGCCAUUCUGGAGUUGGCGUACGUGCACCCUUCUUUCACAAAUGGCAGCACAGCGGAAUAUGGGGUCAAACCUGUAAGAAGAAACCCGCCUGCGAUUCGCGAAACCCCGAAGGUAGGCUCACCUGCAACGCCGGAGGAGAGGGAUGAUAUGACACCCUUAGAGGACGUGUAUGAGGAUUCAUUUGAUCAGACACACCUCAGCGACCAGGAUGACGAAUACACGGAUCAGGGAGAAGAGGAGGACGAUGAAGAGGAGGACGAUGAAGAGGACGAUGGAAUGAAUGUCGGCCGAUUUAACAGCAACGCAUUACCCAGUAGGGCGUACUCGAGACGAAGUGCUUCAGAGCAUUCCAAUAAUCGAACAAGGUCGUCACGUCACCAGCAGUCUGUACCACAUGUGGAAUCAGACGAUGACGAAGAUCUUGAAGAACAUUGGGUGGACGCACUAGAAACUGUUUCGAGAACAAGGAGGAUAUUGCGAAACCGCACAGCUUAG
Messenger RNA from Eremothecium gossypii ATCC 10895, 2214 nucleotides. RefSeq names its product histone acetyltransferase (gene SAS3). The record is from RefSeq and is marked provisional. NCBI's taxonomy places the organism in Eukaryota, Fungi, Ascomycota, Saccharomycetes, Saccharomycetales, Saccharomycetaceae. Gene Ontology annotation, biological process: regulation of DNA-templated transcription. Gene Ontology annotation, molecular function: histone acetyltransferase activity. The coding region runs from base 1 to 2214 and encodes 737 amino acids. The transcript has a single exon.